Molecule: messenger RNA, 13799 nt
Organism: Bombus pascuorum
Lineage: Eukaryota; Metazoa; Arthropoda; Insecta; Hymenoptera; Apidae
Product: irregular chiasm C-roughest protein-like
Exons: 13
Coding region: 871-3462 (863 amino acids)
Biological process (GO): cell-cell adhesion
Cellular component (GO): cell-cell junction
Molecular function (GO): cell adhesion molecule binding
Source: RefSeq, a predicted model, not a curated record
GCUCGACGAAGAACUCGCAAGUAGUUUCCUACCAACUCUCGCGCGAGUCGGAUGACGGGUUACUUAUGUUGAGCUCGUUCCCGUUCGCCGUUGACAUCGUAGCUCCGAACAAACAAUCGUAUUCGAAGGAGCACGAAACCACGCUAGAGAAACUUGUUCGUCGAUCGGACGCGUCAUUUACCGUGUUCUCAUCUUUCGUGUUGUGCGCCAGUCUUUGGAUCUUUGCCUCCGUCCGUCAGUAGAAACGUGUAGUCGACGUCGAGUGCGAUUUCGUGUGACCCUCAUCGGUACGAUCUACGGAAGACACGCGAGUGUGCGAAAGUUCCGCGACGCGAAUGCCGUGAUGCUGCACGGUGGUGGCGGAAGAAGAUCGUCGGGGCUGCUCGACACCGUCUCGAUCGCUUCCUCCUGACAGUAUGAGCCUCGUGCAUCGUCCUCGCCGAUGAGAUAGAGUGGCGUACCCGCUCCUAGGACGAUGUCAUUGCAGUGAUUUACACACACGACACAGUGAAGAAGUUCCGAUUCUCGAGAUUUGUGUGAAUGGAUCGGGACUACGUCGCGGACAAGUGGCACUGAAGUGAGAAGCGAACAGUGUGUCCGCGACGUCGGAUAGUGAUUUGCGUACAACCAUAUAGUGAACCGUGGUAACUCUGUAACACGUGUGACAGUUCCCGUGAGGGAUAGAGCAUAUCCGUGGUGUCGGGAGGUUGGCUAGCGAAGGAGUUGAUUUCGGACGUGGCUGUAUCGUGUCUGUCUGUCGUGAGAUUACAUUCUCUGAUGAUCUGGUUAAGUCGGUGCCGGUUCAAACGCCGAUCGUGUCACGUUAUGCAAUGUUGAUAUAGUGCGUUAAACGUUGAUUUCCAGUGAACAAUGGUCGGAUUCCUCACGGCGUACACCAUGGAUUUCUCUAUUUUCAACGCGGUGCCGACGCGACGCACUACGACCAGGAAUAACACGGAUCUUGCAAGAAAUAGAUCGAGACGACACACGACCGGCAGCACGAGAACAAGAUCAACGCCACCUAUAAUCUGGCUAUCGUUGCUACUGACGCUAGGAACGGGGGUAACGUCAUCAGCGACGAACAUAACGAACGUGUCACCAUUGGCCUCGACGGUGAAGCCGAUCACGACCACGGAAGUAGUUUAUCAGCGAUUCGCGAUUGAACCGAUGGAUCAGACCGCGGUGAUUGGCAGCCGAGUGACGCUUCCUUGCCGGGUCCUCGACCAGAAGGGACCUAUUCAAUGGACAAAGGACGACUUCGGUCUUGGCGCCGUCAGAAACCUCACGGGAUACGAGCGUUACGCCAUGAUCGGCAGCGACGAAGAGGGUGAUUUCUCGUUACAUAUUUAUCCGGUGGAACUGGAGGACGAUGGCACAUACCAAUGCCAGGCCUCGCCCACGAACGACGGCCAGCCAGCAUUACGCUCGAGAUUCGCCAAGCUGAGCGUGCUGGUUCCGCCUCAGAAACCAAAGAUCCUUCAGGGCGACUUUCUUAUCACGACCGAGGACCGGGAAUUGGUGAUCGAGUGCGUCAGCGUGGCUGGCAAACCGCCCGCGGAGAUAACAUGGAUCGACGGGCUGGGGAACGUGCUGCACAGAGGUAUCAAAACGACGAAAGAAUUAUUCGACGACGGUCCCUUGUACACGGUGAAAUCCAUCCUGAGGGUAAUGCCGCGAAAGGACCACGACAACACGACGUUCACGUGCCAAAGUCAGAACGCGGCCGACCGCACGCCGCAGAAUGCGAAACUGCGCGUCGAGGUACGCUACGCGCCGAAAGUGUCUCUGAGAAUCCGGUCGGGCCUGGGCAAGAAUGGCCGCAUCGUGGAGGGUAGCGAGCUCCGUUUCAAAUGUCGCGCCGAGGCGAAUCCACCGAAUGUCGAGUACAGGUGGUUCAUCAACGAGAAAAAGGUGAUCGGCGACUACACCACGGAGAUGAUCAUCCACAACGCAACCCGCGAUCUUCACGAUGCGAUUGUAAAGUGCGAGGUUCACAACGAUGUCGGGAAGAGCGAGGAUACCGAGACUCUGGAUAUCACGUACGGGCCACAGUUCCGGCACCAGCCAAUCUCCGUGGAAACGCAGUACGGCGCGACGGAGAUCUUGCAGUGCGACGUCGACGGAAACCCAACACCGGAGAUCCGUUGGUACCACGAGGACUCGGAGCGACAGGUCGCUAGCACGCCGAACAUCAGCGUGGUGGUGAACCACGAGACAGCCGGACGGUACUUUUGCAAGGCACACGUACCGGGUUUUCCGGAGCUGACGGGCUACGCGAAUAUCUACAUCCGGGCGUCACCGAGCAUAGUGUCACAGAGGGUGCAAUAUGUACCCGACGAAGGCGUUGUCAAAGUGAAGUGUACCGCGGUAUCUGUGCCAAAAGCGGACUCGGUGGUAUGGAGCUUCGCCGGUCGCGAGCUCAAUUUCUCGUCGAACAAUACGCCGUUCCAUGUGCAGGAGGAAUACACCGGCGAGAGAGUCGUCAGCACUGUCACGCUGCUCGAUCCCAUAUCCACGUACUUCGGGGAUUACAACUGCACGGUCACGAAUAGCUUCGGCACGGAUUCCGUCAUAAUCAAGCUGACGGCACACACGUUGAUUCCAGUCGAUUGGCAACUGAUUCUCAUCAUCGGUGGAUUGGUCGUCUGCGUGAUCCUGAUUGGCGUGAUCAUUAUACUCAUUCUACAGUGCCGCGACCGCAUCAAACAGCCACGACCGAGGACGGCCCAGACUCAAGAGACUGAUAUGCAGGAAACAGAUUCGAACGCGGAUAGAUAUCGAGAAAGUGACAGAAGCAGCAACCUGUCGGACGUUAAAGCGGAUAUACGGGCGGGAUCGAGUGUCAGCAACGCGGAGAGCGUGACAGCGCUUGACAGCGAGGGCGAAGGAAGCACGAGAGGUGUGAACGCUUUGGCGCUGGCCGGCCCUGUACCCAAUCCCCUGGGUUAUCGUUACAGCGCCGAUUACACGGAACCUUCGUUCCCGCCGAAGAAUAACGACGGUAGUAACAAUAAUGGUUACGUACCGUACGUAGAUUAUACCCGCGACUAUAUGCCGCCCACGACGCAAGGAGUGGGUGCGUCACGGGAAUCCUUAAGCAGGAUACCGUCUGGCGGCAUACUAGCCUCAAAGAAGAUCGGUCUGAGUUCUGCGAAUUUGGGCUCCUCCACUCCGCAAACCACCCCAGCGAUCGACCCACGUUUCUCUGCAACGUAUGGAAACCCCUACCUCAGAAUGUCAGCCGCGGAGCAGCUGAGACACGCGCCACACACGGCUGUGCCGGGAGUAACGCCAGCACCACCGCCCUACACGCAAGCAAUGAGAAUGAAUAGCUUGAAUACCUUGAACGGUGCUGGACCGCAGGCACCACUUUCGGCACACUACAUCACGGGCGGCCCAAACGGUGGAGUAGCGACGGUAAAGCGCACCUCGGCGGUAGGGACGUUAGCGACGCACGUAUGAGGCCAGGGGGUCUAUCCGAACUAGAACCGUCGACGUUCGGACCUAACUAGUACCGCCUUCGAGAACCGUGAAGCCAUCGAAUGGACUCGGCAGUCGAAUACGCUCAGGUCGCACGAAAAGUUUCUCGCGGAAAACUUAGAGGAGAACUACCCUUAUCAGAGCCACGAUAGCGUCGAAUUCGGAGAUCGUGAUAUCGUUCGACGAGCUUCCACGAUCGCACGCGUGCCAGAAGUCGAACGAUUGCUCGGAGAAACGAAAUCGAAGGACGAGACGAGGAAAUUUCGAUUGAAGGGACGGGCACAACGAAUGGCUGAAAACGGCGAAGCAUUGAAGUACAUCGAGAUAGUGUUACGACAAUUACGAAAGGCCAGCCGUGAUCAUCGACAACUCGUGGAGCAGCGUCAUCGGAACGUGCAACCGUUUCCUGCGUCUUCGACGAUCGACGAAUAUCUUUUGGAUAAGUCGAACGUACAAAGUUUGACGAUUCCACGCGGGCAAAGCGAGGAGAACCGGAUUGUCCGUGACAUCUCUCGGGACACGAUCGAAAGGUUACAAGAAGUUGGAACGAGCGAAGAACCGCAAGAGCUUACCGAGUAUCCCGGCGUGGAUGUUACGAAGAAACUGUUGGCAAAGAAGAAGACAUACGCGAGAGGCAUUUACCUACUGGAAACGAUGCCCAGGAGGAUCCACGAGAGGAUGAGCGUGGCGGGCCGACAGGGUCUACGAUACGUUCCUGCUUACGAAGGAAUUGACACUACGAUUAUUCAGUGAAUGCGCUACGAGCUGGUAAAACAACGGGCAAACGUGAACGCUUAAGACUGUUUGAGAACAUAGAGUCUGGCAAAAAAUAGCUCUCGUCAAACUUGUAAGCUAUUCGAUCGGUAUAGAAAGAUCGUGAAGGAUGCGAGGAGACUUGUAAAGUUUGUUGGCCGACUUCGAGAAACGGCAGAAACAAGAAUCGAAUUAAUGGCGAACAACUGUGGUAACGACAAUGACCGAUCGAGCUUGUCGAGAAGAAUUGAUUAGCCUUGACUACGCGUGGUACUCCAUUUAAGAAGACUGAAUCGAGGGAUAAGAAGGUUCCUUCAUCGACUCGGGAACACAGUGUAUUUUUCUCUAUCGUCUAAUAGAAAUAAGAUAGUCGACUUUGUACAUCGAAGAGACUGGACUAGGGUAAACGGGGUUAUCGUAAACGUCAAAGAAAUACGUGGCUCGACGUGGUUCGAUAGAAAUCAAUUAAAAAACAAAAGAAGAAGAAGAAAGGGAAUGAUCAUCGAAAAUGGGUAGUUGGUGGAUUAGCGAGAAACGAAGGACGGUGGUUAGGUUCGUAAAUCGAAGGAGCUCUUCGGAACGAGAACAGACCACUCGGUAUCGACAAUCUUUUAUUCGCAUACUUAUAGAUCUCGAUAAGUAUUUAAUGUUCAUUCGAAACGUAACGAAAAAAAAAAAAAGAAGAAAUGAGAAUCGAAUUUCAUCGCGGAUCAUUGUGGUCGUAGUAGCAGUCUCUUAAACGAGGAAAAACGCCACGAAGUGAACAAGAAAAUAAUGAACAUCGAAUAAUUGUGCUUCGUACGGAUAAUUCGCGUUUUGAACAUGUGAUACGUAGACGGAUGUCCAGGUAAGAGUGACGUGUUGAAUACGAAGAAAUCGUUGGAUCGCGUCGUCAACACGGACAGGCAUAACGUCUCGGCUGCUACUUCGAUGUCACGCUGUGUCGCGCUGCCUUUUUUUUAUUUGUAGGAAAAAAUGUUAGGUCUCGCGCAGUAUUCGAAAAUAAGCGCACUAGACGAGAAAAAAGGACACUUCGAACGGAUCGUGCUGCUUGUCUGACAAGAUUGAUCGCGAUCUCGUGUCUCCUUCCGGCCUGAGGAUUUUCAAUCGUGAAAAUACGCGCGUUUGAAAAGCGAUCGAAACGUCCCACGGGCCGAUCUUUGUAAAAUAGAUAGCUAAAAUGAUUAGAUAUAUACAUAUAUAAAUAUAUCACCUGUUGUCAAUACGAACAUAGGGCCUAUAGUUUGGUGGCGCUACAAAAGCAAAGCUGUAUCGGAAUAAGCUCGUUUGUGGAUGGAACAGCUUCGUGUAAAUAAUAUUAUAACGAUAUUAACUAAUAGACGAUCAAGCAGAGGAAACAACGUGUUAGACGUAAUUGGUCGUGUAUCUCGUUUCGGGAGAAAAAAUGGAGCGCGACUUAAAAAGAAAAGAAGGAAGAGAAACUGGCCGAGAAUUCUUCGUUCGAUUACAAUCGUUAUUAUGUUAUCUUCGUUCUUGUCGAAAAUGUUUUCUUGUUCGUUUGCAAUGCCUGUAGCUCGUCGAACGAGGAUCCAGACUUAUUAAGUUCUCCUCGACGAUGAUCUACGGCCUCGAAUCCUCAAGUUCAAAGAAAAACACGGUAAAAAACGAAACAAACAGAUACAUCGCUCAUUGACGUCGCGAUGCUAUGCAGCGAGCAUAAUACCAUUGAUUACGAUAACGAAACAGGGUAGCCUAUCAAUUACUAAAACGAUUUCGACAGAAAAAGGCUGCACGCUACGGAUUGGCCCCAUACUCGCAUGGUGCGUCGGUGAUUAACAGAAUUAAAAAAAAAACAGGAAAAGAAGAAAAGGAAAUGUAGAGCUCGAGCAAACGUGUCGGUGACGACGAUGGGAUUCGAAUGAACGAUGACGGUGAUCGUGGCGCAUUCAGAGCUAAAAAGGCGAAUGAAUAUACAUUUGUAUUGUGGAGAAAAUAUCUUUAUAUUCAGACGUAUGUAACAUAAUUUCUGUACAUAACUGGAAUUAUUGCUCACCGUAUCUCGUAAGAUUUAGUUAGUUUUGUAACUGUGAAAAAGAAUGAAAAGAUAAAAUAUUAUAUGCAUAUCUAAUACUAUGCGGACAGUUUCGCGACGGACAGUUCCCCUCGAAAGUAUUCGACCCUGUCGUCGUAGAUCGAAAAAGAGAAAGAAAAUCAGUAUUCGUAAUAUAAAUACUUCCUUCCUAUCGAGAACUCAUUCUCGAUCCCACGAUCGACCGCGAUCGUGCGCAGUCCGUCGUCACGAAACGAUCAGUUCCUCUGUUCGCACUCGAAUCGUUUCGUCGAGAAGAACGCGGUCAGAUCGGAACGAAAUUACACAGUGUAGUAUUAUCGUACUCGUAAGUAUCUUUCCUCUCGCAAUUCGAUCACCGUGUUCUUCUUGUCGCGAAAUCGACCAGCCUCGUCGACGGAGUCUCCCAUUUCCGGGCCAUGGAACUGUCCACCGGAAGUCCAGAUUAUUGUACAUCAAUCAUUCUGUACAAUAUUCAUCCUGAUGUUACUGUUAACUAUUUAAAAGUAUGAGAGCGUACGUGGGUGAGUGUUAACGAGUGUAAAAGCAAAAAUGGCGAGAAUGACUGUGAGAGAAAGAGAAAGAAUUUUGAACUUUUCACAUUCAAAGCGCGCAAACGAAAUACUGUGCGCAUGCGCGUGUGCCAAAAGGCUCGGGCGCCGUUUCGCGGCACGCGCGCUUGCGCGUACGAUCGCACACACGUCACGUGUAAAUGUAUAAAUGCUUGGUGGAAUUCCGGAUUGUACAGGUUUAGCGGGGUGAAGAAAGAAACAAAAGACAUAAAAAACGUACACGGUGGAAACACUCGUUCGAUCCGUGGAAACGAAUCCGCGUACAUUUACAGACGGCACGAGGCCAUGUCAGAAAGAGGAAAAGAGAGAGAUCUAUACAUACAGACACAUGAUUUCUAUUAUAAAAAUGUAGGUUAUAACGAAGUAUACUGCGGGAAGUAAUUACAAUCAAUGUACUGGAUGGUCCAGGGCAAUGUUAAAAUUAGAAAAGUUUAUGUCGUUUGAACCUUAGGAGUUUGCGCCUUCUUGCCGCAGGGCCAUCCUAUACGUAUUAAUUGGUUAUCUGUCAAUUAUUAAUUAAAUUAUAUCGAUUUCUUCGCCUUUAGUCAAAGAAAGGAACGAGAGCCAUCGCGAAGUUUCCUUCUCGAACGUGGCCGUGCGAUUUCACCAUGCGAACUGCAUGCACUCGAGAUAUCGCGCGCGAAUCUCUUCCUGCGGAGCUUCUGUUCGCUUAUUCCGGUUUAAGGAAGUUCGCGGGCAAGAGCAUAAUCGAUAACUUCGAAUAGUUUAUUUUUCUAUAGUGCAAUUAUUUCGUUUCGUGCAAUUCUCGACGUCGUUGUUUUCAUUGAAAGGUUUAUUCUCGCGACGCGCAAACUCGCGCCUCUCGAAAGAAUUUCGAAACGUUCGCCGCAUCUCGAUGAGGAAACUUCGCGCUCGGCUCGGUCACGCUGUGUGUUAUAAAGCGCGAUAUUGUUAGGCAAUUUAUGACCGAGGUCCUGUGACGAACGGUUAUGCGUUCUCUAACUACGCGCGAAAAUGGGAAAAAUGUCAAAGGGAAUGAGUAGAGAAAGGGAUGAAGAAAGGGAAAAUAUUGCCUAAUAGGGUGAACGAGGGAAGUUUUUUCAAAUUUGUUGAUACAUUUCAUACUUUACGAUUAGGGAUUAUGGCCUAUUACUAACUAUUUCGCAAACCUUAUCCGGCGAUCCGAUCGUUUUUACUAUUUCACGCGACAGAGUUAAACGAAUGGCAAUGAUUCAAUCAGGAUUCCCGAUUUUAAGGCGUGAACGAGAGAAACCACAAGAACGAAAGAGGCAACGUUUUGAUUCAAGAGAUGUGCCAUACCGUUCGUUGCGUAAAUAACGCCUUGACGCUCUCGGGUUUAAAAACUAGAACACUUGAACGAAGAACAAAGAAAAAAAAAUACAACAAAAUACUGUCAACCUCCAAACGAGAUAUGUGAAUUACCGUGCAAAGAGCUCGAUAUCGAGGAACAUAUAUUUUAAAAACGAUCGAGUCGCCCGUCCACGCAUUUGUGAAAUGGAAAGUGACUUUUUAGAAAAUGAACACUUUUUCGCGUGCUAUCCAUAAAAGCUACGUUAAACACGUUGCAUCGAUUACUGAGUAUAAAGAAAAAAAAAAAAAAAAAAACGCUAUUUCGAAUUCGACUGAACGACAUAUAGGAGAUACGAUAUAUACCCCCAUAUUUUUCUCGAUGUUAAAGCUUUUUUCUCAGAAAGCGUUACGCGGCGUGUAAUGCUGCCUGCGAAAAGGAAUUCAAGCGAAUCGUUGCGAAUCUUUAAAAAUUAAUCGGCGUAUCGUUUGUAUAAUAUAGCGGUGAGGAUCCGAUCGACAGCGAUCGUUAUCGUACGAGUAUCGUAAGGGCGGUAGGAAAGAAGAAAAAAGAAGGAUGAUCGUUCUGAAGCGAUGCGAGCACUUCUGAUUCAGACCGACCAUCCGUUCGAUCGAAGACUUGCACUUUGAAUUCUCGACGAAGCGACGUUUCUUUUGUUUAUUGUGUACGAUAAUCUUCUUGAUCGUGUCGUUUGUAUGAAAUCGAAGGGAGAGUAUCGCUAAGUUAUCAUCCGACAAAUCCAUUACGUUUUUACAGAAAGAAACUUUUCAACGUACACCGUGUGUAGUAAUCUCGACCAAUAAUUUUUGAUACGAACGCGCCAGGAAUUUAUUCGACUUUUGGUACGUCUCGAACGACAACGCUUGGGAACAACUUAACGAAAACGCACUCUUAUCACACUCGUCCCCGGUAUAAAAAAUCAUCUCGUGAAACAAUCUCUUCCAGUCAACGUUUCGGUCCACGCGCAUCAAAAAACAAACACACCCUCGAACAUCGAUCCACUAUUACAAAUACGAUAGACUGUUUUACCGGUACACUAAACAAACGAACAAAACGGGAAAGAAAAGACUGUAAACGACUGCUCGUUGAAACUGCAUCGAACGUUAGCGAUGCAUGAUAAAUUCGCGUACGAAGAGGUCGGUGCACAAGUCGCGUGACUCGGUUUGGAUCAAUCUCUCAUAUAAAAUGAGAAAAAGAGAGAGAAAAAAAGAACACGACAGAAUAGCUCGUGGUAAUAAUUAGGAACGUUCGCGAUAUCUAUCGAAAGAUCAUGUUACGACAAACACGUUAUUACCAUUAUUUUUCUGUCGUCCGUUACUUUUUUGCUUUUCCUUCCUCCAGUUUUCAAACGGUAGCCUGGCCAUUCUCGGCCUCUGCUAAUGAUGUCUGAAUCACAUUCGUUCGAAUCGAAUUUUCCUUAUACAUACAAUUAAACCGCGCACAAUGGAAUUUCAAUUACGUUACGGAGAUGCAACGAAGUUCUUGUAACAUUAGACAAUUGGCUCGACAAAGAAGCUCGACAAAAAUUCCGAACAUCUCGUAGGAAAAUACGUUCCGAGGCGAAGGCUAAUACCUAAUGCGCGACCAUAAUGGUCGAUCGCGGUAAUAAUGCGUGUGCUAAUUGCGGAGAACGUUCGGCGAAGUAACGAUGGAAAAAAGAAACGACACUAGAAAAUGGUAACGAUGUAACACACGAGGUGUAACGCGAGGAGUCGCGUGGCGCAAAUGCCACGCCGAGGCGAAAAGUAAAUUAACCGAACGAAGGGUAACUCGAUCUAAAAGAAAUACACCGAAACUCGAAGGAAACUCUCGUAACGCGAUUAAAUGCAAGAACUUUUGUUGCGAACCCGUUACAUCCCUGACGCUAUCGCGCAUCGAAUUGGCAAACUUCGCAAGCCGAAACCUGCGCCACGAAUGAAGUUCGCCGAAAUACUAUUCCGCUGACUAUCCAUCCCCCGACUCCUCCCUCCGUAUUUGAUAACGAGUUAUUAUCGAUCCGUUUACUUACGCGCGUUUAGCGUAACUCGGCAUAGCCACCCAACCGCAAUCUUUUUUCAACUCGAUCGAUUUUUCGAACAAACCGACCGUUUCGAUUAAAAGUGAACUGAUAUUUAAUUGUUAAAGAAUAGAGGGGAAAACGAAAUUAUAUAUAUAUAUAAUUAUAUAUCUAUGCAACAUCGCGUACACACGCCUUGCAGCCGAUACUCGGUACGUUGAUAUUUCAUCAGCGAAUCGGUCAAUAUCGAUGAUCCUUUGACGAAACGAACAGAAGUGCACCAAGUGGAGUAUAGGAUAAUUCGACCGAAAGGAGGAUGAAUAAUAAACAUAUGUAAAUAUUUCGAACACUAGAGAUUUGACUAUGAACAGCGAAUCAUACUUUUUAGUGUAAAUUACUUUGUAUCAUAAUAGCCUAACGAAACAAUUUAGCUAGACACUUUUUUGAGAUCUCCUUAUAAAAAACGAAGGGAAGGAAGAAGAGAGUCGCUGUUUCUGGGGUUUUUGUUUGACGAUCGAGCAUCGAUCUUACUAUCGUGCUGCCUGACAGUGAAUUGAAUCGCCGCGAACGCGAUGUGAAAAUCAACGACCGGCCAUCGUGAAUUUCGUAGCUUCGUAUUUCGCGAUCAAGCGCUCUUUUGUGACAACAGGAUACGUCAUACGCGGAUCUACAAUGCACAAACGAAUUGCUAUCGCUACUUUAACGGUUGGACGCAUCCCUCUCUACGUUUUAACGGAAACCAGGUCGAUUUGUCAGAAACGAUACACAUUUUUCAUCCGCAUCGGAAAGAAAGAUAUAUAUAUAUAUAUAUAAAAUAUGAAAAAUAUAUGCUUCGAAAAUCAUGAAACUUUGAUCCGUAUUGGUUCGAUCGCAAUUCGAUCCAAAAUUCCUCGCACGUACAUACCUGUAGCGCAAAGAUUGGACGCGAAAACGAAACCCACGGGAAAAGACAAAACAUUGUUCGCACAAGAUCUUCCGUUAGCGAGAAAGAAAUUUUAGUAAAAACAGGGAGAGAAAGAGAGAGAGAGAGAGAGAGAGAGAGCGCAUUUUAGAGUGAAAGGGAGCGAGAGAGUUAAAUAAAGAUUUUGUUUUCUUGAGAAUCGAGGAACGUACCGCGAGAAAAACUACCGAGUCUUACUCUUCGAUAUCGACAGUGUGCCAAUGAAAAAAACUUUUUAUUCCGAGUUUAGCUAACGUCUGUCGCAUUUUCUCAUUCCCCUUCGAUCACUUCGCGAAACAUACACACACGCGCGCGCGCACCAUAUAACCUUAAGGACAUGUAAGUACAAAGGAACAAAGAAAAGAAAAUAAGAAAAAGCUUAGAAAUUUUCAAUGUUUUCCGCGUCGCGACAGUCGAUAGGUAUUAACGCGUGCCCUUACCACUAGUGUACACCUGGCCGAUAAAACUGACAUUGAAACUUUCAUCAUUUCCGUUCAGCCCACUCGCUUCCCCUCACUGCCAUAAGUACACUCACCCUUUGAUCGAACUUCGUAUGUUCUUUUAUUUUCAUUUUUGUCUCUUCUAAUUUCUUUUUCCUUGGCCGGAGAACUAAAUUUUACGAGACGGGACACGUUUCUUUUCUUUCUUGCAACACGAAUAAAAGAAAAGAAACGACAAGACCAAAGAAAUGUUUAUUUUAAUGUUGUGUAUAUUAAUUGAGUUUAUGUCGUAUAAAUUUGAUGAUGCAUUUAUUCAUGCGUUACACCGAGUGCUUUAAUUAUUCUUUCUCCUCUUUUUUUAAUUAUUAUUGUUAGCAUAAGUAUAUAUUCAUAUAUAUAUAUAUAUAUUGAAGUAUGUUUUUUUUUAGAUAAGUAUCCAUCGUCUAUUAUCGUAAUCAUCGUGAUCGAUCGACGCAAAAAAUUUCGUACUUGUAAGGUGUACAUUUUUGUUUACGCGACUUAUCACCCAUCAUUAUAACACAACAACGAUUUUUAUUAUUAUUAUAAUUAUUUAUAGUUAAUUGAUUUACAUACUAAUUAUUAAGCAGCCAGUGCCGUUUAUUUUAUACUUCUCGUAGAGUGUAAUGUAUAUCACUGCUGUUAUCAUAUUUUAUUAAAUCUUUGCCAUAUAACAGCCCUCGUAGUCUCACGUUUUCACCCUUCAUUCCAUGCAAGACGAUCCCAUUUCUUGUCUGCAAUCGCAUCUCUCCUCCCAAUACCAAUACCUUUUUCACCAAUCCCUCUUCGAAUCUCCGUGCACCACAACCACGACAAAGUCUAUCUCUGGAACACGUAUUCGUGGAUUUUUUACGUUUUAUCGUAUUUGCUUUAAUUUUUUAGCAAAGGACUAACCGAAGGCAAGAAGAGAAAAGAGUAAAAGAAAUAAAGAAAAAAAAAAAAAAGAAAGAGGGAAAGAAAAGGGAGGAAAUAGAUACAACGAUAAUAUCGAAGAAAUGAAAGUCUUUCGAUGCGUGGAAAAGCAAGAAGGAACGAGUGGUCCGGAUGCGCUUAAAAGUUGCAUCGUUCCAUUGUAAAAAUACGCGCGUGUACGCCGAGUACGUGCAAUAUCGAGUGAUUUCACGUUUCUCUACGCACGUCUUAAAGCCGCAUACAUCGAGACAUAUUGUUGCUUUGCGACCUUGUAAAUGCACUUGAGCACGCAUAUCCUCUAACGAGCGCCGUCUUUCGUACUCUUUUGCUCCCCUUGUGCAGAAAUAAGAGUGAGCGACGCUCGGGCUUUAUUCGCCAAUCCUCUGGGUAUAAUAAGGAGUAUUUCGCGUCACGCAAACCCGGAGUGUUCUCUUCGUUUUCCUUAUUCUCUCAGAGAUAUAACUUAUUCUUCUGUCUAGAAUGGUGACAAUUGAUUUAUCGAUAUAGCGUAAAACUUUAAAACCGAAGUACGUAACUUCCGGACCUUGCAGCCGGUACACGAAAUUUACACCGACUAUUUAGAGAUUCAUGCGUUUGUUCGAGAAUCGCUGCAAGGUUUGGAAUUAUCACUUCUUCUGUUAACUUCCUUGUAUUAUCGGUGAUUUGUGUCCUAGCCGGUGAGACCGACUUCGGGCAGAAAUCAACUGUCUGUUCACGUCAAGGGAAAUAAAAUAGAUUAUUUCACAUAGCACACAGUUCAAUAAACUGUAAACGAAAGCAAUGAAAGAAAAUAAUGCUAUUUUUAUAUGUUGCAUCGUCUGCCGUGAUGACCUAUAGUUAUACGAACUAUACUUGAGUUACUUUCUUCAUUUAUGAUUCAUGUAUCCAUAGGGUCAUUUCGUAUUGCACUUCGGAUAAUUUCUCUUUACGUUCGAAGUUUGUCUCUCAACGUGAUCGUAAAUAUAUCGCGUUCAAAUAUUUACUAAAGAAAUGCUAUUUCUUUUAGUCUGAAUCGUGAUUUGAUCAAUGAUAUUUUGUUAUACUUUGUGUAAAUGGAAUAAUUAGUAUCGUUUGAAUGAUGUUAGAAAUUGUGAGAAGCAUUCUCGUAUAAUUUGAUGAGCAAUAUCCCCAUAAUAUUAAAUAUCAUCACAUUAGCAGCUUAGAAAUAAACGACAGAAAUAUUUCUAAAAAUGAUCCAAAGGAUGCUCUUGCUCACAAUUGAUCUAGAUUACUACAUUAAGAUUUACUAUUAUUGUAUUAUUAUUACUAUAUCUACAUUCCUUUUAAGAAUCUACCACUAUUACUUUACGAAACCAUCUGUAAAUAAGUAUUUUGUAUUCCUGCAAGAAUAAAAUUACGAAUCAUUAA